Messenger RNA from Ctenopharyngodon idella (grass carp), 1884 nucleotides. It is a transcript of the gene slc1a8a, whose product is annotated as solute carrier family 1 member 8a. NCBI's taxonomy places the organism in Eukaryota, Metazoa, Chordata, Actinopteri, Cypriniformes, Xenocyprididae. Gene Ontology annotation, cellular component: plasma membrane. Gene Ontology annotation, biological process: L-glutamate transmembrane transport. Gene Ontology annotation, molecular function: L-glutamate transmembrane transporter activity; glutamate:sodium symporter activity; neutral L-amino acid transmembrane transporter activity. The record is from RefSeq and is a predicted model, not a curated record.
AUGCAUGAUGGCUUAAUCUCUCGUAAGAAAAGGUACCUCCGCUUUGCCCUCCUGCGUUACUCGCAGUGUCUCGCCAUGGAGGAGCUACUGAUACCCGCAGAUGUCGAGGACGCGCCGCCCGAGUCUGCAACCUUCUUCUCUCCGGCGGGACCUGCUAAAACCCCGCUGGAGAGAAUGAAGGACUGCAUGGCCAGCACAUUCUCAGUCAAUGUCAGGGAGUAUGUGAAGGACUACAUAAGGCGAAACGGGCUGCUGACGCUCUCGGUACUAGCUGUAAUCACAGGAUGCGUCCUGGGCUUCAUGCUGAGGGGCCUGGCUCUCUCCACACAGGCAAAAAUCUAUUUUUCCUUCCCUGGUGAGCUGCUCAUGCGGAUACUUAAAAUGUUGAUCCUCCCCCUAAUCACCUCCAGUUUAAUGUCUGGACUGUCAUCAAUGGAGUCAAAGGCCUGCUGCAGGAUGGGGGUGCUAACAGUCACCUACUACCUUUGGACCACGUUCAUCGCUGUAGUGGUUGGCAUUGUACUUGUUCUAAUCAUCAAACCUGGCUAUGGGACAGACGUGGAGAGCAACAGACUGGGAGGUGGACAGGUCAUUACAUCUGCUGAUGCCCUGCUUGAUCUGGUCAGGAAUAUGAUCCCCUCUAAUCUCAUUGAAGCCACAUUCCAGCAGUAUAAGACAGACCUUAUUCCCAUUAUAAAAACACCAGUGAACACUGGACGCCCAAAUUUUGUUUACUUGAUGCCUGAUGAUGACAACCCAAAGGGUCGAACGGUGCUGUUGGAACUCACGCCACCUCCAGACAUCGAGUAUAAGACCCGUCCAGGCAGCAGUCAGCAGAUGAAUGUACUCGGCAUUGUUAUUUUCUCAGCCACAAUGGGUCUCUUACUUGGUAAAAUGGGCGAACGGGGAGCUCCUCUGGUGAACGUUUGCCAGUGCAUCAAUGAAUGUGUGAUGAAGAUCAUUAAUGCGGCCGUAUGGUAUUUUCCUUUUGGGAUCAUCUUCCUCGUGGCUGGCAAAAUCCUGGACAUGAGCGACCCCUCCACACUUGGGAAGAAGCUAGGCUGGUACGGGGUGACGGUCCUUGCAGGCCUGUUUGUGCACGGCCUCAUCUUGCUUCCAUUCUUCUAUUUCAUUCUGACACGGAAAAAUCCUUUCACAUACAUCAGAGGGCUUCUGCAAGCCAUGGUCAUUGCCCUAGCCACGUCAUCCAGCUCAGCAACAUUGCCCAUUACAAUGAAAUGUUUGCUGGAGAACUGCCGAGUGGACAGGCAGAUUGCCCGGUUUGUUCUGCCAGUGGGAGCCACUAUUAACAUGGAUGGAACAGCGCUUUAUGAAGCAGUUGCUGCUAUUUUCAUUGCCCAGGUCAAUGAGUAUGAACUGGAUUUCGGACAGCUGGUCACCAUCAGUAUAACAGCGACCGCUGCCAGUAUAGGUGCUGCUGGAAUCCCUCAGGCAGGCCUUGUAACCAUGGUGAUAGUGUUGACAUCUGUUGGAUUGCCACCGGAUGACAUUACGCUGAUUGUGGCCAUUGAUUGGAUCUUAGAUCGCUUUCGAACAAUGAUCAACGUACUAGGAGAUGCUCUGGCAGCUGGAAUCAUUGGCCACUUGUGUCGAAAAGACUUUCCACCUGACAGAGCGGCAAAAGCAAAUGGAGCUGCACAGGACACCCAAACUGCUCAUAAAAUGGAGAAUGUGCCUUUGACUGAAGUACCACUGCUGGCCGGCAAAGACUGUAUAUUUGAGGUGGUUGGGGACACUGUUUUUGAACGACCCACAGUCUACUACAAUAUAUGUCAAGUCUGAAUCACUAUAUGGUUGCCUUACAGAUAUCAAAAAACCUCUUUUGAAGCUAUGUUUCUAUCACUGUGCCAUAAAGAAGUACUG